This is a messenger RNA of Spathaspora passalidarum NRRL Y-27907, 3666 nucleotides long. RefSeq names its product Tip120p (gene TIP120). Gene Ontology annotation, cellular component: nucleus. The coding region runs from base 1 to 3666 and encodes 1221 amino acids. The record is from RefSeq and is a predicted model, not a curated record. Lineage: Eukaryota; Fungi; Ascomycota; Pichiomycetes; Serinales; Debaryomycetaceae. Gene Ontology annotation, biological process: SCF complex assembly; protein ubiquitination. The transcript has a single exon.
AUGCCCGAUAUCAACAUCGCAACAUUGAAAGAUAAAGCGUUGGAUGUUGAUCCAGACAUUCGAUUCAUGGCAUUGGAGGAUUUUCGUAAAGGAUUGGAAGUUGAAUCAGGAAUCCCCAACCCGGCAGUCUCCAGCUAUCAACUCGAAUCCUUCUUUCCUACCUUGCUUAAACUAUUAGAGGAUCAAAAUCCAGAUGUACAGAACCAGUCAAUCAAGUCGUUUGAACCAAUGGUUAAGUUUUUAUCCAAUGAUGGCAUUUUAAAGUUGAUCAAGAGUUUGUUUGCCUUGGUGCCACUUGCUGAUGACAACACCUCGAAAAGUUUCACCAUCUCCAUUCCCAAUAUGGCUCUCCGUUCUUUGUUUGCCCAAUCAAACUCUAGAGACAGUUCGGAUUUUGUUUCUGACAAGUUGUCAACUUCCAAUUACAGAUUUGAUGCGGCAGUAUCCCGAGCAAUUAUGGAUUACUUGAUUCCUCAGAUUACCCAUAGAGAAGUCACCAUUGACACCGUGGAAUUAUUGAUUGAUCUAGUAACAGAAAUUGGGUACGUGUUGACUGAAGGCGAAGUGUUGAAAUUAUCAUUAUUCCUUGUUGAAGUUGCAUUCAAAGAAACUGGGAUUAUCGGCAAAAACUCAAUUGUUGCCUUGGAAAAGGUGUUUGCGUUGACUAAGGAUGUAGCUACGGUUGAGAGUGUUUUGUUGGAGGUUAAACGAGUUGAGAGCAUCACUUCUACCGAUGAUAGAUUAUUUCAUGCCUUCCAAUUGUAUUCUGUAUGUUUGAAGAAGGGAAUCAGACCUUCAUUGGGUAUAUUAAGGGAUAUCUACAAUACUAUUGUUACUACAUUAGAUGUUAAUCCCAUCAACAAUGAUGACAUAGAACAAGAUGUGGACUUUGACGCAAUUGUUCAGGAGAAUUUAUUGAAAGAUGAAGCAUUCACCACUUUGAUUAAUUUUGUCACCCAAGGAUACUUGCCUAACGAGCUUUGCGAACAAGUUUUCCACUUGAUUAAGUUCUUUUUAAGAUAUGAUCCAUUGAAUACUGAUUCGUAUGAUGAUUUUGAUAAUGAUGACGAUGACAAUAUAGAGUUUAGUGACGAUGAAUGGGAUGGAGCUGACGACGAAGACAAUGAUUGUUCUUGGAAAUUGCGAGCAAAAGCGUCAAUUUUAGUAUCGCCAUUCCUCAAAUCAUUCCCGGCUUCAUUGGCAUUAUUUUCUGAAACUGUACUUCCAAUUCUUCCAAUUGAAGAUAAGAACGAUCAAGUGAUUUUUGAAGCUGUGAGGGCAGCGGUAUCAAUCAUCAAUUUGACUUCUCAAAAUGAUUGGAAAAAUAUUCAAGUUAUUAUACCUAUAAUUAUCACCCGUUUGGAAACAAUCAGAGAAGACCAAUUCCCAGUGUUUCUCAAAUUUAUUGAAAGUUUGAAUCGUUUCCAACAUGUUGAGCUUGUCGAGGCUACAUUUUUGUGCUUCAGAAAGAGAAGUAUAACCACUUCUGGGUCUUUAGAUUGCUUGCAAUUUUAUUCCAGUGUGCUUGAAAGUUAUACCACUCUUCCAACCAUGGUUUUAGAAUAUAUCACUGAAGACUUUAUUACCAACCUUUCCGAUAAAUCGUUCAAUAUGAUUUCAGAAACGGUCAAAUCCUUGAACUUGUUAUGUAAUCAUGCAAGUGCCACAAACGUAUCUGAAUACUAUAGAAACAAAGUUGUGGCUGGGUUGAUUUUAAAAGUGCAAAAUCAUAAAUUGUACACCAGUGAUUUGGUUCGUCUUUGUAUUAUUGCAUUGGGUGAAAUUUUAUGUCAUGGAUUAUCCCAAGAGAAUGAUCAAAUUUUGGAAGUUUUCAAGGUUUCCAUUUCAAACGAAUCGACCAGUAAGGCCACUUUGGAUGUACUUAAUGAAGUAUUGUCUUCAGAGACUAUCAUUUCAAAGGAUUAUGCGUUUUUCAUUAUUGAAAAGUUGAGUACGUUGAUUAUCUCCAGUACUGAAGCGACAUCGAAGGCAUCACUCAUCCUUUUGAACAACAUUAUUCAACGGAUUCCAUCUACAGAAAUUCACAGCGAUGUGGUAUUGCAAAACUUGAUUGAGUUGUUGAGAGUAUCAAACAAGGAAGUUUACAAGUAUGUUUUCCAAGCUUGUAAUUAUCUCUCUGCUCAUAUUUUCUCACUGGAGAUUUAUAGAAUGAGACUUCUUCAAACAAUCAUUCAAUUAGUCAAUGACGGCAGCAUUGAAGCCAGUGAUGAUUCGUUUUUCGAAUUGGUGAAGACAUCAUGUAAUUUUGACCCAGGAUUGUUUGCGUACUUGCAAUCGAAUUUAAAUUCUGCCAGUGAAACCAGUGCCAGAAUAUUGGCAAUUUGUGCCCUUGGAAAUAAUCUCCAACUAGAAAUUGAUACUAGAGUGCUGGAAUUCGAAAAGUUUGUCAAGUCCGACAUCAAUUCCAAACAAUUUGUUCCUGUGAUUCGAUUCCUUGGAUACAUUGGGAAACUGAGAGCUAUUCCUGUCACCACUGAUUCAUUAUUACAGUUGUUGAAAAAUGAAAAAUUGACCAAUGAGACAGUUAUUAGUUCGGCCUCUACGGCGUUGGGGUUGAUUGCUAGUAGAGAUAUUAGCGCCAACCUUUCAUUCUUUGCUGAUAAUUACGAGAGUAAUAACGAUACCAAUGUCCGUGGUCAUUUAAUGGAUGCGUUGAAUAUAGUUGUUGAUUAUUGUCAAUCCGACUCCGUAUUUGAUUAUAUUUGGAAUCUCAUUUUCAAUUCCUCAAUUGAGUUUGAAAUGUGUUCAAUUGCCGAGUUGAGAAAAUCAGGUGAAGUCUUGGGGAAAAUAAUUACAUUGUCACCAGCCAAGCGAGCACCACUUGUGGAGUAUUGCAAGAAGCAACCUCCAUUGAGGGAGGUUUACCUUAUUCUUGUGAUUAUCAAACUGUUGCUCAGUAGUACGGAAACUUCGGAAGGAUAUGAUGAAUUCUUGAGCUCAUUGAUCAACUCGUCUAUUUCUUGGAUUGAUAUUGUCAACAUAGAUAUCAGACAAAUCGUGGUGGGUAAUCUCUUGACCGGGCUUCAUAAUAAACCAUUGAGUAUAUUGCCCAACUUAAAUGACCUGUUGCUCCCCAAGAUAUUCCAACAAUUGAAGGCAGAAGAUGCUUUUAAGAAAGUUAUCACCAUGGGUCCGUACAAGUAUACCAUGGACCAGGGGUUGGAGAUUAGAAAGCUUUUCUAUGAGUUCUUAUAUACUUUAUUUUCCCUUGAUUCAUCCACACUCAAACAAUAUGAGGUUAACCUUAGUGAAAUCUCCCAAAAUAUUGUGUUUACAGGGUUAAGUGACGAGCAAGCGGAUAUUACCGUGUUGUCAUGUAUUAACUUGAUUCAUUUGAUUGCUAACCAUGAAUCGGAUGUGAUUGUGCUUAUUAAGAACAAGGACGAUCUAUUUACCACCAUGGUUAAGAAUUUGCGCUUGCAAUUGGCGAAGAAGCUAUCUGCCAAAGCGUCGGCACAAGAUAGUGAAAGUUAUCAGGAGAGAAUCAAGUCGAUUGUGAAGUUAUCCAAGAAGUUUAACCAAAUUAUCGAAAAGGUAUAUUCCAUGAACCCCGAGAUUAUUAAUUUAGUCAGAGAGUGGCGAGAGUAUUGUCAGGAAUUGAAGUCGAAUUUCCAAAUCUACUACAAUAGCGUUGAACUUGAAUAG